AUGGCCCCUGCCCCUAUUGAUCCCAUCAUCCCCAUCGCCAACACCAAGGCGCCACCAAAGCCCAAACAAGACCUCGACAUUCCCGCUCCCGCGCGCCAACGGCUGGAAAAGGCGGGCAUCGACCUGUCGCAAGGCUACCCGUACUGGCCGGCGACCCCAAUCUACCUUCAAGAUGUAUACAAGAUCCGCGACAAGGAGCGCGAGCACGUCGACCCGGCCCUGCGCGCCGACAAGUCCAAGAAGGCGCUGCUGGGCGCGGCAACAAAGGUGACGGACCUGACGACGUACAUUGGCACCGAGAUCGAGGGCCUGCAGCUCAAGGACCUGACGGACCAGCAGAGGGACGAGCUGGCGCUGCUGGUGGCGGAGCGGAGCGUCGUCUUCUUCCGCGACCAGGACCUGAGUCCGCAGCAGCAGCUCGACCUGGGCAGGCACUUUGGCGAGAUCGAGAUCCAUCCCCAGGUGCCCUACGUGCCGGGCCUGCCCGGGGUGAACAUCAUCUGGCCCGACCUGCAGGCCACGCAGCAGCCGGCGUCGUUCCGGAGGCCCGGGGGCGCAUCGAGGUGGCAUUCCGACCUCGUGCACGAGAAGCACCCGGCCGGCGUCACCCACCUCCACAACGACACCAUCCCAUCCGUCGGUGGCGACACGCUCUGGGCGAGCGGGUACGCGGCCUACGAGAAGCUGUCGCCGGGCUUCCGCAAGCUUAUAGAUGGGCUGGAGGCCGUCUACCACUCGGCCCACCAGUACCUAGACCAAGAGAACCCGACCGCCGGGCCCAAGUACAUUGAGCGCGUGCACCCGCUGGUCAGGGUGCAUCCCGCAACUGGAUGGAAGGCCCUGUGGGUCAACAGGGCAAUGACGGACCGCAUCGUAGGCCUGGACAGGGAAGAGAGUGACGCGAUCCUCAACCACCUCUACCAUGUGUACGAGACCAACGUCGACAUCCAGGUCCGGUUCAAGUGGACGCCUAGGACGAGCGCCAUCUGGGACAACAGAAUCACUAUCCACAAUGCCAGCUGGGACUACGCUGGCAAGGAGCCACGACACGGGACCAGAGUCACAACGCUGGCCGAGAAGCCAUUCUUUGACCCGGCAGCGCCUACUCGACGCCAAGCCCUGGGUCUACUUUCUGACGAUGAAUUGGAUGGUCCUAUCCAGACGAGAGUUUAA
Molecule: messenger RNA, 1173 nt
Organism: Pyricularia pennisetigena
Lineage: Eukaryota; Fungi; Ascomycota; Sordariomycetes; Magnaporthales; Pyriculariaceae
Exons: 2
Coding region: 1-1173 (390 amino acids)
Cellular component (GO): cytoplasm
Molecular function (GO): 2-oxoglutarate-dependent dioxygenase activity
Source: RefSeq, a predicted model, not a curated record